Selaginella moellendorffii is the source of this 1634-nucleotide messenger RNA. RefSeq names its product probable 26S proteasome non-ATPase regulatory subunit 3. The transcript is spliced from 8 exons. Gene Ontology annotation, cellular component: proteasome complex; proteasome regulatory particle, lid subcomplex. The coding region runs from base 38 to 1546 and encodes 502 amino acids. The record is from RefSeq and is a predicted model, not a curated record. Gene Ontology annotation, biological process: ubiquitin-dependent protein catabolic process; regulation of protein catabolic process. Gene Ontology annotation, molecular function: enzyme regulator activity. Lineage: Eukaryota; Viridiplantae; Streptophyta; Lycopodiopsida; Selaginellales; Selaginellaceae.
CUCAAGAACCCUAAAAACUUUUAUCUAGGGUAAUCGAAUGGGAGCGCUUCCAGAGCAGCAGGCCGAGCCCGCGGCGCCCAAGAGCAAGGAUGUGGAGAUGAAGGAGGCGGCGCCGGCGGUGUCGUCGCCGGAUCGCAAGGACCAGGCCGGGCCGUCGCUUCUCUCGCAUCUGAAGAGCAUUGCGGCCCUGGUGGAGAAGGGCGUGAGCACGAAAGAGAUGAGGCUCAUGGUUCGUGCUGUCCGGAAUGUGAUGGUCAUAAAGCGGAAGCUCAAGCCAGGGUCUCUUGCCGCGUUUGUCAAGUAUGUCAUGUCCACCGAUGCGGACUCAGUGCUCCAGUUUGUGAAGAAGCAGGAGGAGGACAAGGUGUCGAUGGAAGUUGAUAUGCCGUCGCAAGUUUCCAAUAAGCCGAACGUACUCCCGGAGCUGGAAAUCCUAUGCUACCUCCUUGUUCUCAUCUACUUGCACGAUCAGAAACAGUAUAAACAGGCGAAAGCUUGUGCAGAUGCCGGCAUCAAGAGAUUGCAGCAGCUAAACCGGAGGACUCUGGAUGUGUUGGCCUCGAGACUGUAUUUCUACUACUCACUCAGCUACGAAUGCAUCGAUUCACUGGCUGAUAUUCGAGGGACACUUCUUUCUCUGCAUCAGACUGCUACACUUCGCCACGACGAGCUGGGACAGGAAACUCUACUAAACCUGCUGUUACGGAACUACCUUCACUACAAUCUGUACGAUCAAGCAGAGAAGCUCCGCUCAAAGUCGCAAAGAGCGGAGUCGCACGCGAAUCAGCAGCUUUGCCGCUACCUCUUUUACCUGGGGAAGAUCAGAACUAUUCAGCUCGAGUACACAGAUGCCAAAGACUCGCUGAUGCAGGCCGCGAGAAAGGCACCGACAAUCGCUCACGACUUCCGGAUACAGUGCAACAAGUGGGCGGUGAUCGUGAGGCUUCUCCUGGGCGAGAUUCCGGAGAGGACAACGUUCAUGCAACGGGGUAUGAAGGCCGCGCUCCGCCCUUACUUCGAGCUAACAAACGCUGUUCGCAUUGGAGACCUGGAGUUGUUUAAAUCCGUGGCGGACAACUUCUCGCCAAUCUUUUCGCGAGACAAGACGCACAACCUCAUCGUCCGGCUGCGCCACAACGUGAUCCGGACGGGCCUGCGCAACAUCAGCAUCUCCUACUCCCGCAUCUCGCUGGCGGACGUGGCCGCCAAGCUCCACCUCUCGUCCGACAGCGCCGUGAGCGACGCCGAGAGCAUGGUGGCCAAGGCCAUCCGCGACGGCGGCAUCGACGCGGUGAUCGACCACGCCCGCGGCUUCAUGCAGUCGCGCGAGACGGGCGACAUCUACUCGACGCAGGAGCCGCAGCUCGCCUUCCACUCGCGCAUCGCCUUCUGCCUCAACACCUACAACGAUGCCGUCAAGGCGCUGCGCUUCCCGCCCAACGCGCACAAGAAGGAGCUGGAGAGCGCCGAGAAGCGGCGCGAGCGGCAGCAGCAGGAGCAGGAGCUCGCCAAGCACAUCGCCGAGGAGGAGGACGACGAUUUCUAAAAUUCCCCCCUCUUUCUUCUUUAAACUUUUAAACAUAAAAAACGCGCGAGAAGUGAAAAGCCCUAAUUUAAAGCCUUAAAGCCUAAAA